Molecule: messenger RNA, 243 nt
Organism: Symbiodinium pilosum
Lineage: Eukaryota; Dinophyceae; Suessiales; Symbiodiniaceae
Source: the annotation of a GenBank genome assembly
GCUAUGGCGAUGCAAAAAAUCGCCGACGACACGGAGUUGAAAGCAGCAGCAGAACGGGCGGCGAAGGAGCUUGCAGCCGAGCAGCAGGAGCAGGCCAGCCGCAAGAAGCUGGAAGACAUGAAGUGCCAGACGCAGGAGUACUUGCUGCAGCAGAUGAAGGAGAAGCAGCUCAAAAAAGCGGUUGAAGCUGAGAAAGCAAGGCAACUGGCUUCUGCACAAGCAGCAGAGGCAAAGCAGCUGGAG